Umbelopsis ramanniana AG is the source of this 1466-nucleotide messenger RNA. RefSeq lists its product as uncharacterized. Gene Ontology annotation, cellular component: cytosol. Gene Ontology annotation, molecular function: protein serine/threonine phosphatase activity. The transcript has 5 exons. NCBI's taxonomy places the organism in Eukaryota, Fungi, Mucoromycota, Umbelopsidomycetes, Umbelopsidales, Umbelopsidaceae. The record is from RefSeq and is a predicted model, not a curated record. Gene Ontology annotation, biological process: mitotic cell cycle; peptidyl-serine dephosphorylation. The coding region runs from base 84 to 1064 and encodes 326 amino acids.
GCCGAGAAAUUUUGCCAUGGAAAUUCUUGUGACGUUUUUACGAUUCAUGACUGUGACGUCACUAAGAAACUUUCUGCCCUUCAAUGCUUCCGUCGCCUGCAGCAUCAGCACCGCCUUUCCCCAAAAAUCCCACCAUGAGCACUCUGACCGAUGUCGCAGACGUUGAUACCUGGAUCACAACGCUUUCUGAUUGCAAACAACUCCCAGAAUCCGACAUUGAAAGGCUCUGUGAGAAGGCUCGUGAAAUUUUAAAAGAGGAAUCCAACGUUCAACCCGUGCGCAGUCCAGUGACAGUGUGUGGUGACAUCCACGGCCAAUUCCAUGACCUUAUUGAAUUGUUCAAGAUCGGUGGUAACUCUCCUGACACAAAUUAUUUGUUCAUGGGUGAUUACGUCGAUCGUGGUUAUUACUCUGUUGAAACUGUCACCUUGCUAGUUGCUCUCAAGGUUCGAUACAAAGACCGUGUUACCAUUCUUCGUGGUAACCACGAAUCACGACAAAUCACCCAAGUGUAUGGUUUCUAUGAUGAAUGUCUUCGAAAGUACGGUAGUGCUAAUGUUUGGAAGAUGUUCACGGAUCUUUUCGAUUAUUUACCCCUCACCGCAUUGAUUGAGGAUCAGAUCUUCUGUCUUCAUGGCGGUCUAUCUCCAUCAAUUGAUACUCUUGAUCAGAUCCGUAAUCUUGAUCGAGUGCAAGAAGUGCCUCAUGAGGGCCCAAUGUGCGAUUUGCUUUGGUCAGAUCCUGAUGAUCGCUGCGGUUGGGGAAUAUCACCCCGUGGAGCCGGUUACACUUUCGGUCAAGAUAUCUCAGAAACGUUUAAUCAUAAUAACGGUUUGACGCUGGUUGCCAGAGCACAUCAACUUGUGAUGGAGGGUUAUAACUGGUGCCAGGAUCGUAAUGUUGUGACCAUCUUCAGUGCUCCUAAUUAUUGCUACCGCUGCGGUAAUCAAGCUGCCAUCAUGGAAAUUGACGAGCACUUGAAAUACACAUUCCUACAAUUUGAUCCUGCACCCAGACGCGGAGAGCCGCAAGUUACAAGGAGAACACCAGACUAUUUUCUGUAAAAAAGUUUGUUUUAUUUUUUUCUGUUACUUUUUUCCCUUCAUUUUUUUUUUCUUUUUUUGUUUGAGAGAGGAUGGGUUGCUGCGUCUCCCGCCAUGUCAAAAAUGGGACUAUGCUAUUUUCUUUUUCUUUCUCCAAUGUUUUCAUACUCUUUAUCGUCGAACGCCGUCCCUUUCUGCAUCAAGGAUAUAUUCUCUACAACGCGCGCUGUCUCCGUUCUCUUCUAGUCUUUGUAUUUUCCUCCACCUGUGAACCCAGACUUCUUUCUACAAAUACCUCCUCUGCUGUCCUUGGGAUACUCUCUUAAAUGAAAUCACAAAAAAAACUUCACAUACUAAUCGCUGUGUCUACUUGCCAUUGUUCAUGAAUGAGAUAUUACUGUGAAACGGGAUAGGUACCAAUUC